CACAGCUAUUCAAUCGCUUGACGGUUUCACAAAAACCCACACACAAGGGUAUUCUCGUAAAUUCACGUCAUUACGCCACCCCCAGGACUUACUACUGCAACUACUAUCGGCUAUCUUCUUCUUCUUCAUUAAUUCCUUUUUCACACACUUCUACAUAGAUAUAUAUUAUAUACAUACACACAAUCACACACCACAUUAUUGUUUCGGAUCCGGGUCGAAUACGAAAAAACCAUUGGAGAGAUGAAGUUGGUUUUGAAUAAUAACUCAGUAUCGUACUGUGUGAAGCAGAAUAAACCAUGUAUUGGGUGGGUUGAUAAGUAUUUUAAAGAUUGUCUUUGCAAUCUUAGAGACGAAAUCUCUUUCGGGUUGGGAAUCGCGAGUCUUGUUUGUUGGGGUGUCGCUGAAAUCCCUCAAAUUAUCACCAACUUUCGCACUAAAUCCAGCCAUGGUGUUUCGCUUCUUUUCCUCCUCACGUGGGUUGCCGGGGAUAUCUUUAAUCUAGUGGGUUGUCUUCUUGAACCUGCAACGUUGCCCACUCAGUACUACACAGCUGCGCUUUACACAAUAAGUACAAUAAUCCUGGUGUUGCAAAGCUUAUACUAUGAUCAUAUCUACACAUGGCUCAAAUCAAGAAAGGCUGAUGCUAGUGCUAAUAUAGAGGUGGAAGAAGCUAAGAAACCUCUUAGACCAUCGAACACCACUGAAGAACCACGUGAUGUGAACUCAAAAAGUCGCGCGAUCAGAACAUCCCCAUCGCCCCGCCAAGACUAUUUCUUCACGUCAGCAAGAUCAAUGGCCGGAAGUGCAACUCCACCAAAUCGAUCUUAUCUUUGGGCAACAAGAAGUGGUCCAGCUUCUGCCAUGGCUGGUGAAGAUGACUCCUCUUCAGAAGAUGAGUCAUCUGUUCAGAUACCCAAGCCAGCUGCUACCCAACCCAAACCCAUCCCACGUUCUGCUGGCUAUGCAGCGUUCUUGGCUACUUCGUUGAAUUUGCCUUCACAUAUCAAAGCUUCAAUGCAAGUUUAUGUUGGCAGGAAGUUGCUACAAGAGGGUGGUGGAAGUGGUGAUGUUUAUGGGCAAUGGUUAGGGUGGAUGAUGGCAGCUAUUUACAUGGGCGGUCGAGUUCCUCAAAUCGUCUUAAAUAUCAAAAGAGGCAGCGUUGAGGGCUUGAAUCCUCUCAUGUUCAUCUUCGCUCUUGUCGCAAAUGCUACUUAUGUUGGAAGCAUUCUUGUAAGAAGUACAGAAUGGGAGAAAAUUAAGGCCAACUUGCCAUGGCUGCUUGAUGCUGCAGUCUGUGUGGCACUUGAUACAUUUAUCAUAAUGCAGUAUGUGUACUACAGAUACUUGCGAAGGGGAAACGACGAAGAGGGACAAUAUGACGACUAUUUAGAAGCCAACAAAAGUUAUGUUUCUUGAUUGUAUGAUAAGCCAUUUCAUGAGAAUACGUAAGAAAAAAAAAGAGGAGAUCUAUGCACAAUGUUUCAAUCGGCCCUUCGUUGUACCUUGAUUUCAGUUGAUCAAAUAUUGGGACGUUUAAUGGAAAUCGGUAACCAAUUUGCUGUAAGAAAGCAUAUCGGGAGUCUUUCACUGCCAAAAGUUUGGAAUUUAAAUGGAGAUACGGACCAUGGCCCGACCGAAAUGCUUACGUUUUUCGUGUUUGUUUACAAAUAUAAUAAUUAUGUUCUUUUUAGUUGUUUGGUUUUAAGUUGUACUAUAAACAUAUGCAGGGAGAUGAGGUCCAAUUUUAUCAACUUUCUAAAGGUUUC
Messenger RNA from Cynara cardunculus var. scolymus (artichoke), 1766 nucleotides. RefSeq names its product probable vacuolar amino acid transporter YPQ3. Lineage: Eukaryota; Viridiplantae; Streptophyta; Magnoliopsida; Asterales; Asteraceae. The coding region runs from base 241 to 1416 and encodes 391 amino acids. The record is from RefSeq and is a predicted model, not a curated record. The transcript is spliced from 12 exons.